CGGUUGCCAUGGCGCCCGCGGUCACAAUCCGGGGGCCCGGCCUCUCCACCUGCCCGCUCCCUCCUCCCAAGUCCGGAGAAGGGGGCCCCCAGCCCCUGCGGGGCCCAGACACCCACGGAGUCGCCCCGGCUUCUGGGCAGUCUGAGGCGGAGGCCGCUUCGGGACAAGCCAGGACCCCCCCGUCCUGUGCAUGAGCGCGGAAGGAGACGAUGAACGAGGUCAAAGAGUCCCUGCGCGGCGUGGAGCAGAAGUACAAGCUGUUCCAGCAGCAGCAGUUCACCUUCAUCGCGGCCCUGGAGCGCUGCAGGGAGAGCGCCCACGACAAGAUCCGGCCCAUCUCCAGCAUCGGACAGGUGCAGAGCUACAUGGAGCACUACUGCUACAACGCCACGGACCGGCGGAUCCUGCUCAUGUUCCUGGACAUCUGCUCGGAGCUGAACAAGCUCUGCCAGCGCUUUGAGGCCCUGCACGCCGGCACCCCCGUCACCAACAACCUGCUCGAGAAGUGCAAAACCCUGGUCAGCCAGAGCAACGACCUGAGCAGCCUCAGGGCCAAGUACCCGCACGACGUGGUGAACCACCUGAGCUGUGACGAGGCCAGGAACCACUACGGGGGCGUGGUCAGCCUCAUCCCCAUCGUCCUGGACUUAAUGAAAGAGUGGAUCGCCCACUCGGAGAAGCUGCCCCGCAAAGUGCUGCAGCACGUGAGUGAGCCCCCCGCACGCCAGCAGGCCACCAGGGGGGCCGCUUGUCCUGCUCAGGCCGCGGGCACCCAGCUCUGGUUCAGAAAACUCAAGUGUAGGCAACUGGCGAAGGACAGCCUCAAAUCUAGGGGGGAAGGCCAAGGCGUCUCAAAGCCCCCCUGGCGACCACCUGGUGGGAAGCUGUAGGUCGAGCCGGGGGCCUGCUCCAGCCGUGGGUGCUCUGUGAAUUAACCUGCUCUCCUUCCACCCACGGGCCCUACCGCUAACCCCCAAGGGGCCAGUACGUCACAGAGAAUCUCUCCCCUCCUGAGUGGGAGGCUCGGUGCUGAUGAAGAGGAUCCCCACUGAACACACUGCAGGUGGUGCCCCGGCCGCGCCGUGGGUGGAGGGUGUCCCAGGAAGGCUGCUGAAGAAGGCACAGAGCCCCAGGGCCUCUGGGAGCCGCACCCUCCACCCACCAGGCGGUGGGCCGCAGCUUCCCCUCUGGAGCCGUCACACUGGAGACCCCCUAGUCCCCCGCACCCGGCAGCCACAGCCGCGGGAAGGCUCAGGCUCUCCCUGCCAGGCGGGGCCGCGUGUGUGUCUGGUUCCCUGGCCCAGCGUGAAGGGGAUGAGCCCGUCUUUCCCGCUGCUUUUCCUGGGAGAGGGAGACCACGACGGAAGCCAGGGCUCCGAGCCUGCGGCUCCUGGGCGAGAGCUGGUCUUCGCGGUGUGACCGAGACCCAAACACGGUGACGCGCCCCUGGCCCCUGGCCCUGCCAGACGGGGCUGACUGUUGGUUUUUCCCUUCACAGGGGACGACUUAGCUUCUGUAUUGUUGCUUCUUCGGGGGGAGACAGUCAAGAAUAAAAAGUGUUGUACCACC
Molecule: messenger RNA, 1569 nt
Organism: Oryctolagus cuniculus (rabbit)
Lineage: Eukaryota; Metazoa; Chordata; Mammalia; Lagomorpha; Leporidae
Gene: SPACA9
Product: sperm acrosome associated 9
Cellular component (GO): acrosomal vesicle; ciliary base; sperm flagellum
Source: RefSeq, a predicted model, not a curated record